This is a messenger RNA of Catharus ustulatus (Swainson's thrush), 3095 nucleotides long. It is a transcript of the gene PIGN, whose product is annotated as phosphatidylinositol glycan anchor biosynthesis class N. The record is from RefSeq and is a predicted model, not a curated record. The transcript is spliced from 29 exons. The coding region runs from base 85 to 2886 and encodes 933 amino acids. Gene Ontology annotation, molecular function: mannose-ethanolamine phosphotransferase activity. NCBI's taxonomy places the organism in Eukaryota, Metazoa, Chordata, Aves, Passeriformes, Turdidae. Gene Ontology annotation, biological process: GPI anchor biosynthetic process. Gene Ontology annotation, cellular component: endoplasmic reticulum membrane.
CGGGGCGGGCGGAAGCGGAAGUGGCCGUGGGUCGCGGCGGGGGAAGAGGGUGUUGUGCUUUGCCUUUGCCAGCCGGCUGCUGUCAUGGAUAUACCAGUCUUCAUACUCGCAGGGCUCCUUGUGCAUUGUGUUUUCUUGGUCUCCAUUUUUGACAUCUACUUCAGCUCUCCCCUCGUCCAUGGAAUGACUCCUCAGCAGACUCCACUGCCACCUCCAGCAAAACGUCUCGUGCUUUUUGUUGCUGAUGGUCUGCGAGCAGAUUCUCUGUAUGAAUUGUACAGCAAUGGCACACCCCGGGCACCUUACCUGCGGAGUAUUCUAGAGAAUAAUGGCAGCUGGGGAAUCUCUCACACCCGGGUCCCAACAGAAUCCAGACCAGGGCACGUUGCACUUAUUGCUGGGUUUUAUGAAGAUGUCAGUGCAGUUGCUAAAGGAUGGAAGGAGAAUCCAGUGGAAUUUGACUCUGUUUUCAAUGAAAGUAAAUAUACCUGGAGCUGGGGAAGCCCAGAUAUUUUACCGAUGUUUGCAAAAGGUGCUACUGGAGAUCAUGUUUAUACAUUUUGCUAUGCAGCAGAAAGUGAAGACUUUGGAGCAGAAGAUGCCGCCAAGCUUGACAUCUGGGUUUUUGAUCACGUUAAGAGCUUCUUUAAUUCUUCCAGAAGCAAUCAAACAUUAUUCUCUGCACUGAAUGAAGAGAAAGUGGUUCUGUUCCUGCAUUUGCUAGGCAUAGACACCAAUGGACAUGCUCAUCGGCCAAACUCAAGGGAAUACCAGGAAAAUAUUAAACAAGUUGAUGAGGGUGUGAAGGAAAUUGCUUCAUUGAUUGACAAUUUCUAUGGGAAUGAUGGAAAGACUGCGUUUAUUUUAACUUCUGACCAUGGAAUGACAGAUUGGGGAUCCCAUGGAGCUGGUCAUCCCUCAGAAACUUUAACACCACUGAUUGUUUGGGGUGCUGGGGUGAAUUAUCCACAGAAAGUUACAUCCCAGUCCUUUGAAGACAAUUUUUUGAAAGAAUGGAAACUGGAGAACUUGAAGAGGCUUGAUGUCAAUCAGGCUGAUAUAGCACCACUGAUGGCUUCCCUUAUUGGUGUGCCUUUCCCCCUGAACUCUGUGGGAACUCUGCCUCUGGAGUAUCUGAACAGUAGUGCUCUUUUCAAAGCAGAGAGCAUGUUUACCAAUGCUGUCCAGAUUCUUGAGCAGUUUAAGGUUAAGAUGAGUCAGAAAAAGGAAACGACAUUGUCAUUUCUGUUCACACCAUUCAAACCACUUUCUGCUUCUGAACAGAUCAACUUUUUAAAAAAAAUAAGACUAUAUAUUCAACAGCAGAAGUACGAUGAAGCGGUAUCCCUGUGUAAAACCCUGAUUAACCUUGCUUUGGAAGGCUUGUCUUACUACCAUACAUAUGACAGAUUAUUCCUGGGUCUAAGCAUUGCAGUGGGUUUUGUGGGCUGGACAACUUAUGUGAUUUUGGUCAUUAUCAAGGCACAUACCAAUUUGACCAAGACUGUCCCAACUAAUAAAAAGAAAUCUACUAUUCUCUUCUAUGGUUUUACCUCUACUGGAAUGAUAAUAGCUUUUUUCCUGUUGAUUCAAAAAUGUCCUUGGACAUAUUAUAUAUACUGUCUCUUGCCAGUGCCAGUAUGGUAUGCAGUUGUGAAAGAAAUUCCUGUCAUUCAGGACCUUGCCACAAAUGUUUUGUCACUUCACAUUGGUCAAUCUAUAGGAUUCCUCUUGGUUUGUAUACUGGGAAUUGAAAUACUAGUCUUCAGCUUUUUCUACCGCUCUGCACUUACUGUUGGGCUUCUUGCCUUUGCUGGCUGGCCAGUGAUCACACGGCUGUGGAUCCAAGCUAAGACAAAAGCAUUGAUCUGGACUUUCCUGUGUGUGCUCCUGGCAAUAUUUCCAUUAAUGCCUGUUGUAGGAAGAGAACCAAAUAUUCCUCUGGUAAUAGCAGCUGGUUUGCUGACCCUCUUGAUAUCUUUCUUCUCGUUGGUAUCUCUUCGUAAAAGUGAAAAUAAGUACAGAGAUAAUGAAGAUCUGAAAGUGUAUUUUUAUCAGAUGUUCAGUGUUGCGCUUUCGACAUAUGUCGUGGGCAGUACCCAUAACAGUCUUGAGAUGAAACAGGGAUUACCUAUAAUGAAUCAAAUUAUUAGCUGGAUGACACUAGUUUCUUCCCCAGUGUUGCUGCUACUGAGCCCCACGUUUCUCUUUGAGAGACUGUUCAGCAUAUUGCUCUCUGUGAUGUCCACCUACCUACUCCUCAGCACAGGGUAUGAAGCUCUUUUUCCACUGGCAUUGUUUGGUUUGACGUUUGUGUGGAUAAAUAUGGAACAAGAAGCGCUACAGCACUAUGGUCUUUCACUCAAACCAAAGCUUGCUGUUUUCAACUUCACCUGUGCUAUGGAUAUAACUCAGUUUCGACAGCUCCACCUGGAUGAUGUCCGGAGGUCCUUCUUCUUUGUUUUCUUCAUAGUGACAGCCUUUUUUGGCACUGGAAACAUAGCUUCUAUAAACAGUUUUGAUCCUGCUUCUGUCUAUUGUUUCUUGACUGUGUUCAGUCCCUUCAUGAUGGGAGGCUUACUUUUACUGAAGGUUGCAAUCCCAUUUGUUCUGGUAUCAUGUGCUUUCGAAGCUGUUCAGGUCACAACACAGCUGUCUUCUAAGAGCCUUUUCCUCAUUGUUCUUGUGAUUUCAGACAUUAUGGCUUUGCAUUUUUUCUUUUUGGUUAAAGAUUAUGGAAGCUGGCUGGAUAUUGGCACAAGCAUCAGCCACUAUGUGCUGGUGAUGUCACUGACCAUAUUUAUGAUGGUGAUGAAUGGACUGGCCCAGCUGUUAACUACACAGAGACUUGGACUUCCCAGAAGGACUAAGCACCAUUCCACGUGAUAAAGCAUCCUCAGGUUGCCUCUGAACCAACCUCCAGCUCUGGAAUGUAAAUAAGGGUUAAUGGACUAGAGUGCCAAAAUCCCAUCCAGCGAUCAGAGUGCUGUGCUGAUACAGAUUAAAUGCUGUCACAUGACUGAAAUUUGCAUUUGACGGUUGCCAUUUAGAUACCAAUGGGAAUAUGGGAAUAAAAAAGUCUCUUUAUUCUUCAA